AUGCCACCACGUCCGAGUCCCCUUGAAGAGCCUCUCUUCUCGAAUCGGAUCCUGCGAAACGAACAAGCCUUCCACACCGACCUCGAUUGGACGAAAGCCCCGCCGACCUGGACUCAGUCUGCAGUAGCCAAAGUCAUAUGCUCCCUACGACCCGACCUCCUUCGAAGAGCCCCCGCUCUCCUUCCGUUCCUUCUCGGUAAACAUGACAUAUCAGAUGACGGCGACGAUGGUGUCUGGAGCCCGAAACGUGGAAUCUAUGGCAUGGGCACACUGGUGGGCCUCUGGGUCAAACACAAUGCUACACAACAACUCGUCGACGAAAUGGUCAUCAAGCAGACUCCCUACAACAAGCUGGACGACAUCAAGCCGUUCGUCGUUGGACAAGGUAUAUCAGCAGAGGCUGUCUACCAAGUCGAAUUGCAGCGCAAAACGCGCAGAAUGAUCCGGGAUAAUGCGUACAGCGACUUCGAUGGGCUCAAGCAGUUAAACGGCAACAUCCUCCAUCUGCGCCAAUACAAAUUCAACACGGAACUCAAGCGCAACCGGUUCUACUUGACCUUCGCACCGCAUGGCACUAUCGAUGACCUUUUCUGGAAGUACAGACUCAUGCAGCGUAGCGUGCCUGAGAGCUUCUUGUGGUAUCUGGUUCAUUCACUCGCCCGAGCAUGUCGGACCAUGAAUGGGCCACUCGACGGGCCUUCGUUGAUUCAUGAAGGUCUUCAAGAGCCCCGUAACGGCGGCGAGUACAUGAUCCAUACCGACAUCAAGUCCAUGAAUGUUGCUCUAGACUAUGCUCGGCUUGAAGAUGACGAGGAGCUCGACAAAAUCUACCAAGGCACCGGCUCACUGAGAGACUUCACCUUGCUAUACCCCUCUGUGAAGGUCAUGGAUUUUGGUCUCGUGCACUAUACCUCUCCUCGAACACCAGAGAAUCCACGAUACUGCACAGAAGUCUGGAAGCCUCCAGAGAUGACCGGAUGGGGUCGGGACUUCCAAAGUCCUCCGAAUCCACAGGGCAUGAAGAUGGACUCAAAAUUCAUGGUCUGGGCUAUCGCCAAAAUCGUUUGGGACGCCAUCAUGGACGACGCCGAACAAGUGAUGUAUGAAACACUACGCGAUAUGUACGGACAACCCAGAAGUUCACGGCGCGCCGAGACCGAGUAUAUCCGGCUGCAGAACCAUUUCCUAGAUCGCUUUGCGGCCCUCUCAGCGACCAGCUACUCACCGGAGUUGAUCAGGCUGCUGUACGAGGGCCUGCGACCAUCAGCUGCGGCUCGUUUGUCUCUGUACGAGAUGCACCGGCAAAGCAGAGAGUGGCUGGAGAAUUGGAACACGAGCCUUCAAAACGAAUCUCUUGACGACAUCCUGGAAGAGCAUCGGCUGUACUUCCGCGGAAAUGAGAUUGUACAAUUAGGCACGGGCUCUCGGCAAGUCAUCGAAUACUACCCAGCUUGGGUCAAAUAUGAAUAUCAAGAUCCCGAACAUCCGAUGGGCCUACCUCGCCACGCGUACGUUGACGCUGCCGAGCAACAACAGUAUGGCACAGAUCCUCCACGUCGGGUAACGUUCUUGCCGAACGCGAUCAAGUUCGGAGAUCCUUCGCCUUCGGCUGAACCGGCGACACGGCGAAUCGAAGCAGAAGAAGCCCAGCCGGUAGCCAACCCAAACCAAGCAGGUCAAGCACAGCAACAGCUAGUACAGCAGCAGCCCGUACAGCAGCAGCCAGCGCCGCAGCCUGUUCAGCAGGCCGUGCCGAUUCAGCAAAUUCAGGUCCGUCGCGCACCACCGCUUCCAUCUCCAGGACAAGCAGCCCGCGCGGCUCAGUACGAAGGAAUGAAUAUCCGGCAACUACGUACCGAGAUCCGAAACAGAGGGAUCGCCACGAAGUUGGGUGGGAGAGGCGUAACUGCGAAUAAGCUGCGAGGUGUUCUGAGGGCAAAUGACGACGUCAGAAGACGGGCAAGGGAUUUGGAGAGAAUGAGGCGUGUCAACAAUGCGGUAGUACGCUCGGUAUGA
Molecule: messenger RNA, 2016 nt
Organism: Cyphellophora attinorum
Lineage: Eukaryota; Fungi; Ascomycota; Eurotiomycetes; Chaetothyriales; Cyphellophoraceae
Exons: 1
Coding region: 1-2016 (671 amino acids)
Biological process (GO): protein phosphorylation
Molecular function (GO): protein kinase activity; ATP binding
Source: RefSeq, a predicted model, not a curated record